This is a messenger RNA of Fusarium falciforme, 1434 nucleotides long. RefSeq lists its product as hypothetical. Lineage: Eukaryota; Fungi; Ascomycota; Sordariomycetes; Hypocreales; Nectriaceae. The transcript is spliced from 6 exons. The record is from RefSeq and is a predicted model, not a curated record. Bases 1 to 1434 code for a protein of 477 amino acids.
AUGGCAAGGAAAAGCGGUGCCAACCAGGCAUCCCACCAUGCACGCAACCAACUUGGUUCAGUUGGACAGUUCCGGUUCAUUGCUAUCCAAAACCCAGAUCAUGCCAAGGACCGCUCAGUGAGGCGCCUAGCCCGAUCCCACGCUGUCGCCCGAGGCAUCGAGAAGAAACGAAAGCUCGAACAAAAAUCAGGACACAAUUUCCGUAUAGUCUCUAUACCAGAUGAUGCUGGUCGACCCGCAAAGAAAGCCGAACAGGAAAAAGUCCUGGGCUGGAUACCGAGCUCCCUAUUAACGCCCCAGGCUAGCCCAUUCCAGACACUUACAGCAGAAUCACCGAAACUCCAAGCAUUGCUCAGCCACCGCAAAUCCCAGAAAGCUACCGAGCCCGUUUUUAGCAUUUCAGACGAGCUUGUCCUCCAGAGUCUGGGCUCAACUCUCCGAAAAGGCCUUGAUGAUGAUGCUCUUUUGAAUGCCGUCAUGCUGACAUUCGCAUUUGCUGUCAGCUCCGGCAGCAUUGAUAAAGAGUGCUUGGACUACCAGAGCGAUGCUUUGAGUUCCAUUCGUCAGAGCAUGAGUUCUCCAGAACGAGCUACUUCAGAAUCGACACUUGGGGCUAUCCUGCUGCUCGCCGGGAUAGAUGCUCGUCUUGGAAUGCCCCGCCAAGUCCAACUUCAUAUGGGUGCGAUCCGUCAGCUCCUUGACGUGUGUCGAACAAAAGGUGUAUACUUGAGCGAUGGCAUCAAACGUGCCAUAUUCUGGCAGGACUUGAAUUCCUCCGUCAUGACAGGGUCGAAACGCGUUGUCGAUCACACAACCUUUUCCGAACUCCAUUGGGCACGGGAUCCCUUCUCUCCAAACUUUUUUAUCCUACCACCUGGAUUUCAAUCACUAUCUCAUGUGUUUGACGAAGAGUUUAUUGAGGUGCUCAAGGACGUCCACGCCUUGAAAUGCAUCCGAGACAAUUCUCGUAUUGGCAGAGGCGAUGUGGUGGGAAUGGCACGCAUUGAUAACCACCAGGCAUCCAUUCAGUCAAGACUGGCAAGCUUACAAGCCCACUCUCCAAUCUCGGAGUGCUGCCGAUUAGCAGCAUAUCUGUGUUCAACCUCGCUGCGCUGCAAAAUAUGGCCAGCCUCCACCAUUCCCUCACACCUUUCAUCACAACUACUCUACAAAUUGCAAGAAGUCAGUGAUGACCCCGUAUGGGAUGACUUCCCUGAUUUUCUCGCUUGGCUCUUGCACAUUGGCGGUGGUUUUGCCCUCCCAGGCACAAUACGAUCUGGUUACUUGGCGUUGCUGCGAUCUGAGAACAACACCAGGUUGGGGGGGUUGUAUGAAUCGUGGCCGGAACUGCUUGAGAUCUUGAAGCAGUUCAUUUGGUCAGAGAUAGCAUUCGCAUUACCUGUAAAGACAUUCUGGGAAGAUAGCUCUAGUUAG